AAGACAGCUACUACCUAUGACGAGUGGGCAGAAGCUGCAACUAAAUUAGACGAACUAGAAGGUUUAAAUGAGUGGAAGGAACAAUUGGAAUCUCCUGAUUACGAUUGGGAACUCGUCAAGGCUAGAUUAGACCAACUACGAGAAAUAAGAAAAUUAAACAAAGGACAGUCCGCGAUGAUAUUUGCCCUGAGAACAAGUUUGGCAAGAAACCUGGGAGAUAUGGGCAAUCUCAAGCUAUACUCUCAUGCACAUAUAGGAACAAAGAACUUGACAACAGACUAUAUAGAAGAAGUAGUUAAACAGCUAAACUGGAUAUGUGACGAGUCUGCAGAUCCAGAAGAGGAUCCUGGCUUGGAUCUUAAAGCUAAACAUGAUUUCUUUAUGAACAUUCGUCAAAGCUUUGGUCGAACUGCUCUAUUACUUAGCGGCGGUGGUACCUUAGGCAUGAACCAUAUUGGUGUGGUUAGGACGCUUUAUGAACGUAAUUUAUUACCUCGCAUUAUAUCAGGUGCAUCCAGUGGAAGUAUCAUAGCUUCCUUUAUCUGUAUAAAGACAGAGGAUGAAUUACCUUAUGCAUUUGACCCUGAUCAAUUUAAACAAGCAAAGUCCUUUUUCACUCGUCUUCAAAGACUCUUCUCUCAAGGCCAAUUUCUUGAUGUUGAUCGACUGCAAAGGAUUCUCCGUCAUUACAUUGGUGAAUUUACCUUUCAGGAAGCAUUCAACCGAACAAGAUGGAUAUUAAACAUUACAGUUAGCUCAUCAACAGUAUAUGAUAUGCCCCGAUUACUAAAUUAUUUAACUGCUCCUGAUGUGCUUAUUUGGUCCGCAGUUGCUGCUUCAUGUGCUAUACCCGUGUUUUAUGGAUCCACUCAGAUCUAUGCAAAGGACAAGAACGGCAAGGUUGUUCCUUGGAAUCCAAGUGAGCAACUUUAUAUAGAUGGCUCUGUUGAAAAUGAUCUACCAAUGAACAAGUUAUCUGAGCUGUUUAAUGUCAAUCACUUUAUCGUCAGCCAAGUCAAUCCGCACGUCAUCCCAUUCCUUCAAAAGUCCAACGCUCCCUCCAAGACAAGACAGAUCACUAACUUUUGUAUGCAUUUAGCCAAAACUGAGAUCCAACAUCGUUGUACACAGGCAAGUAUCAUGCCUUCUUUUUUCAACAAGAUUCAGACUAUCAUGUCACAAAAGUAUUCUGGUGACAUUACUAUUAUACCCGAAGUAAGCUACUCUGAUUUCCUCAAAGUGCUUUCGAAUCCUACGACCAAAUCAAUCAGAGAUGCUAUUCUCCGCGGUGAACGAGCGACAUGGCCAAAAUUGUCGAUUAUUAGGAACCAUCUUCAAAUUGAGUUGGCUAUUGAUCAAAUCCUUUACCGACUCCGUUUGUUGAGAUUAAAUGAGCUUCAGAGUAACAAAAUAUCGCCACCACGACCCGUCAUGGAGUCUAGAUCUGUCUCACAUCUGAGUAUCACCACAACAGCCAAGAUACAACAAAAUGAACAAGAAAAAGAGACGGAAAUGACGUGCGAUAGUGAAUCACAGCCGAUCGUAUCUGAUCAAGUGUUGAAGAAGAGAGAAAGAAGUUCGACAAAGAGAGGAUUAAUGAUGACAAGACCUAAAUGA
This is a messenger RNA of Rhizopus microsporus ATCC 52813, 1617 nucleotides long. RefSeq names its product patatin-domain-containing protein. The annotation marks the transcript as partial. Gene Ontology annotation, molecular function: triacylglycerol lipase activity. The record is from RefSeq and is a predicted model, not a curated record. NCBI's taxonomy places the organism in Eukaryota, Fungi, Mucoromycota, Mucoromycetes, Mucorales, Rhizopodaceae. The transcript is spliced from 11 exons. Gene Ontology annotation, biological process: lipid metabolic process.